GCGGCGGCGGCUCGGGGGGCUCGGCCCGUGGGGCCCCAGGAGCAGCUAACCAUGGAGCCCCAGAAAAUCACACCAUCCUCAAAGCCUCAUCCACCUGUUGUGGGCAAAGUGACUCAUCACAGCAUUGAAUUAUACUGGGAUCUGGAGAAGAAAGUCAAGCGGCAGGGACCCCAGGAGCAGUGGUUCAGGUUUUCUAUUGAAGAAGAAGACCCCAAAAUGCACACUUAUGGUAUCAUUUAUACGGGAUACGCGACUAAGCAUGUUGUGGAAGGUCUGGACCCACGGACCCUGUACAGGUUUCGACUGAAGGUCACUAGCCCCUCCGGAGAGCAUGAGUACAGCCCGGUGGUCUCGGUAUCUACGACCAGAGAACCCAUAAGUAGUGAACACUUGCAUAGAGCUGUCAACGUGAACGAUGAAGAUUUGCUGCUUCGAAUACUACAAGGAGGCAACGUGAAGGUUGAUGUUCCCAAUAAGUUUGGCUUUACCGCUCUGAUGGUCGCUGCCCAGAGAGGAUACAGCAGGCUUGUGAAAAUCCUCGUUUCUAACGGCACAGAUGUGAAUCUGCAGAAUGGAAGUGGCAAGAACAGUCUAAUGCUUGCAUGCUACGCAGGACACCUAGAUGUUGUGAAAUACCUCCGAAGACACGGUGCUUCUUGGGACACUAGAGACCUAGGAGGCUGUACAGCUCUGCACUGGGCUGCAGAUGGAGGCCACUGCAAUGUGAUUGAGUGGAUGAUAAAGGACGGCUGUGAGGUGGACACCAUGGACGCUGGCUCGGGGUGGACCCCGCUCAUGAGAGUCUCUGCGGUCUCGGGGAACCAGAAGGUCGCCUCUCUGCUGAUUGACGCAGGCGCGGAUGUGAACAUGAAAGACAAAGACGGGAAGACCCCUCUCAUGGUGGCCGUGUUGAAUAACCAUGAAGAAUUAGUCCAGUUACUUCUCGACAAAGGGGCAGACGCAAGUGUGAAAAAUGAGUUUGGCAAAGGUGUCCUAGAAAUGGCCAGAGUUUUUGACAGAAAGAAUGUCGUCUCCUUAUUAGAAGAAAUGAAAAAAAAGCAAAUGCCGAAGAAGUCAUCUGUUCGCUGACCGCGGGGCACCUCUUACCUCCCUCCGAAAGCCAAGUGAAACGAAGCAAAACGGGACUUGAACUAGAGAGAUGAAAUUCUGCAUCUUUGAGGGCUAUACAUUUGAUUAAUUAUUUAGUGAAGAUUCACAGUACUUUUGUAACAUACAACUGUUCUCAGUUUGAAAUACAUCCUUUUACCUAA
Messenger RNA from Balaenoptera acutorostrata (minke whale), 1271 nucleotides. RefSeq names its product fibronectin type III and ankyrin repeat domains 1 (gene FANK1). Gene Ontology annotation, biological process: regulation of apoptotic process. Lineage: Eukaryota; Metazoa; Chordata; Mammalia; Artiodactyla; Balaenopteridae. Gene Ontology annotation, molecular function: protein binding. The transcript has 11 exons. Bases 52 to 1089 code for a protein of 345 amino acids. Gene Ontology annotation, cellular component: nucleus. The record is from RefSeq and is a predicted model, not a curated record.